This is a messenger RNA of Marmota flaviventris (yellow-bellied marmot), 1369 nucleotides long. It is a transcript of the gene Dmbx1, whose product is annotated as diencephalon/mesencephalon homeobox 1. Gene Ontology annotation, molecular function: RNA polymerase II transcription regulatory region sequence-specific DNA binding; DNA-binding transcription factor activity, RNA polymerase II-specific. NCBI's taxonomy places the organism in Eukaryota, Metazoa, Chordata, Mammalia, Rodentia, Sciuridae. The record is from RefSeq and is a predicted model, not a curated record. Gene Ontology annotation, biological process: regulation of transcription by RNA polymerase II.
GAUGUCAUUAUGCAGCACUAUGGGGUGAACGGCUACUCGCUGCAUGCUAUGAACUCACUCAGCGCCAUGUACAACCUGCACCAGCAGGCAGCCCAGCAAGCCCAGCAUGCCCCGGACUACCGGCCAUCGGUGCACGCUCUUACACUGGCUGAGCGCCUGGCUGACAUCAUCUUGGAGGCCCGCUAUGGCUCCCAGCACCGCAAACAGCGACGCAGCCGCACAGCGUUCACGGCUCAGCAGUUGGAGGCCCUGGAAAAGACCUUCCAGAAGACUCAUUACCCAGAUGUGGUGAUGCGUGAGAGGCUGGCCAUGUGCACCAACCUGCCUGAGGCCCGGGUGCAGGUGUGGUUCAAGAACCGCAGGGCCAAGUUUCGCAAGAAGCAGCGCAGCCUGCAGAAAGAACAGCUCCAGAAGCAGAAGGAGGCUGAGGGCUCCCAGGGGGAAGGCAAGACAGAGGCCCCAACCCCAGACACCCAGCUGGAGAUGGACCAGCCCUCCAGCCUGCCGGGUGGCGAUGCCCCUGCUGAGCUUCACCUGAGCCUGUCUGAGCAGUCGGCCAGUGAGUCAGCCCCUGAGGACCAGCCGGACCGUGAGGAAGACCCCAGGGCUGGGACCGAAGAUCCCAAAGCUGAGAAGAGCCCUGGGGCUGAGAGCAAGGGGCUGGGCUGCAAGAGGGGCAGCCCCAAGGCAGAUUCCCCAGGCAGCCUGGCCAUAGCUCCUGCAGCCCCAGGGGGUGGCCUUCUUGGCCCCUCCCACUCCUACUCCUCCUCCCCGCUGAGCCUCUUCCGUCUGCAGGAGCAGUUUCGCCAGCACAUGGCGGCCACUAACAACCUGGUGCACUACUCAUCGUUUGAAGUGGGGGGCCCAGCCCCUGCCGCUGCUGCCGCCGCCGCUGCUGCAGUGCCCUACCUGGGCGUCAACAUGGCCCCGCUGGGCUCACUACACUGCCAGUCCUACUACCAGUCCCUGUCAGCAGCCGCUGCUGCCCACCAGGGUGUGUGGGGAUCCCCACUGCUGCCUGCACCCCCAGCAGGCCUGGCACCUGCCUCGGCUGCCCUGAACAGUAAAACCACAAGUAUCGAGAACCUGCGGCUCAGGGCCAAGCAGCACGCAGCCUCCCUGGGACUCGAUACGCUGCCCAACUGACUGUCCGGCCUCCCACCCAGCCAGGGGUCUUGGGUGCCUCCUUCCCAGCCCCAUGGUUAUUCCCAGAAGGCUCUCUAGGAGUUAAUUUUGGGAGCCCAGGAAUCCUGGGGUCUGGAAGUCUCUCCCUGUCCCCUUCCUCAGAGCCCCAGGUGAAAACUACAUCCCUCUGCAUGGCCCUGCUUGGACCCCAUGGAGGCCAAAUGGGGAGGUGGUGAGAGGCUGG